Molecule: messenger RNA, 1619 nt
Organism: Cylas formicarius (sweet potato weevil)
Lineage: Eukaryota; Metazoa; Arthropoda; Insecta; Coleoptera; Brentidae
Product: serine/threonine-protein phosphatase alpha-2 isoform
Exons: 7
Coding region: 140-1123 (327 amino acids)
Cellular component (GO): cytoplasm; nucleus
Molecular function (GO): protein serine/threonine phosphatase activity
Source: RefSeq, a predicted model, not a curated record
ACUUGUUCUCUCCGCGGCAAGUCGGCCAAAAAGUACAGUUAAUGUCGGACGGUCUCCUUUUAAUAUCCAAAAAUAUCCGAGCCAUCCCGUAGCUUUUAGUUAAUAAAAUUAAUUAAAGUGAAUUCAAAAACUCAUCCCAAUGGCGGAAGCGGAUAAAUUAAACAUCGAUAGCAUUAUUGCUCGGUUACUCGAAGUGCGGGGAGCGAGACCAGGAAAAAAUGUUCAGUUGACGGAGAACGAAAUACGAGGAUUGUGUUUAAAAUCCAGGGAAAUCUUCCUUAGUCAGCCGAUAUUGCUGGAAUUAGAGGCCCCUUUAAAAAUUUGCGGUGACAUUCACGGUCAGUACUAUGACCUGCUGCGUCUUUUCGAAUAUGGUGGCUUCCCUCCUGAAUCCAACUACUUGUUUUUGGGUGAUUACGUGGAUCGUGGCAAACAGUCGUUGGAGACGAUCUGUCUGUUGCUCGCGUACAAAAUUAAAUAUCCUGAAAAUUUCUUCCUGCUACGCGGCAAUCACGAGUGUGCGUCCAUUAACAGAAUUUACGGAUUCUAUGACGAGUGCAAAAGACGGUAUAACAUAAAACUAUGGAAAACUUUUACGGACUGUUUCAAUUGCUUGCCAGUGGCGGCCAUUGUGGACGAGAAGAUAUUCUGUUGUCACGGAGGUUUGAGUCCAGAUCUUCAAUCCAUGGAGCAGAUCAGGAGAAUAAUGCGGCCGACAGAUGUGCCGGAUCAGGGUCUGCUUUGCGACCUGCUCUGGUCUGAUCCUGACAAAGACCAAAUGGGGUGGGGCGAGAACGACAGGGGCGUGAGUUUCACGUUUGGGGCCGAGGUCGUCGGCAAGUUCCUCCACAAACACGACUUUGACCUGAUAUGCCGCGCGCAUCAGGUCGUAGAAGAUGGCUACGAGUUUUUCGCGAAGAGACAAUUGGUGACGCUAUUCAGUGCGCCGAAUUAUUGUGGCGAGUUUGAUAACGCGGGCGCAAUGAUGUCCGUCGACGAGACGCUGAUGUGCAGUUUUCAAAUAUUGAAGCCGGCCGACAAGAGGAAAUUCCAGUACAACAUGAACGCGGGCCGACCCGUGACACCGCCCAGGGGGGCCACCAACAAGAACAAAAAGAAGUGAACUAAUUUAUUGAUAAGCCUAGGUUUAGCGUCAUCAUGAAUGUUUUCCCACCCUCCUCUCAUCCUUGUCCCUGUCCCCGUCCUCAUAUACAUGUACCGCAAAAGUAAUCGGAAGAUCCGUUCAUCCUAGGUUAAGUACAAAUCAAAUGUAAGAGAAAUCAGGUUAAUUCGUUGUAUAUCCGGUCUAUCAGAUAACACUAGUACGUAAAAAUGUCGUGGGGUGCCGUUUCGCCGUAUUUUUUGGUGGGGCGUAGAGUUUUACCGAACAUUAUAUGUACAUUUUAGCAGAAAUAAAAUGAAACGGCAAAAAAAUCUAUUUGCGAAACUUUUAGAAAGCAAAAAAAAAAGAAUUGAAGUCAAAAAGAAUUGAAGUCGCACCGCGCCGCGCUAUAUUUAUUACUUUCGUAUUCCUCACUUUUCUUUUAAUAUUUUUUUUUUCAUUAAUCCGACUUUUGUAUAAAAUGUAUUUUUAUAUGUGUAUAAACUUCGCAAAAAUC